CGUAAUGUUCGAUAUGAUAAUUUAAUUUGAACAUAUCAAUCAAAGAGAAAUACAAAAUUAAUUUGAAUUGCAUCGCCCUAUGAUUUUGUGGAUAAAAUAUUGAUAUUAAUGGUAUUUAGAUUUACCUAAACCAGCUAUGAAUCUGUUUUCAAGUCCCGAGCAUAUCCUUCAAGGAGGAUAUUUUCAUUCAACUUUGAGAAAGUUACAAGAACCUAAUACUAGUAUAGAACCGCAUAAUAUUAUGUAUCCUGUUUUCUUACUGGAAAAUGACAAUGCGUUACAACCAGUAUCAAGCUUGCCCAAUGUCAACAGGUAUGGCAUUAACCAGUUAAUGCUUGCCCUUAAAGAUUUGGUGGCUAAAGGACUGAAGUCAAUUCUUAUAUUUGGAAUUGUUGAAACUUUAGAAAAGGAUGCCAUUGGUUCAAGUGCAGAUACUCCUGAAAAUCCAGUAAUAAAAGCACUUCCACGCUUAAGGGAAGCUUUUCCUGACCUACUGCUGGCCUGUGAUGUCUGUCUGUGUCCUUACACCUCACAUGGGCACUGUGGCCUACUCAGUGCAAAUGGAGCCAUUGAUCAUGGUGCUUCCACUAAAAGAAUUGCUGAAGUUGCAUUGGCAUAUGCUAAGGCAGGUGCCCAUAUUGUAGCACCCUCUGAUAUGAUGGACAACAGAAUAAAAGCAAUCAAAGAAGCACUAGUUUCUCACAAAUUAGAAAAUCAGGUGUCAGUGUUGUCUUAUUCAUGCAAGUUCGCGUCCUCCAUGUACGGUCCGUUCCGCGAUACAAUGAAGAGUUCCCCGAUGGCCAGUGACCGCAAGUGUUACCAGUUGCCGCCUGGCAGCGCCGGUCUAGCAGCAAGGGCCGCUGCGCGGGACGUGGCGGAGGGCGCGGACUGCCUGAUGGUGAAGCCGGGGUUACCGUAUCUGGACAUAGUGCGACGAACCAAGGAUCAGUUCCCUAAUCAUCCCCUCUUCAUAUAUCAGGUAUCUGGCGAAUAUGCGAUGAUAGCGCGCGGCGGUGACAGCGCAGAAGUACAGACAACCCUCAUGGAGAUUCUCACGUGCAUGAGAAGAGCAGGUGCUGACUGCAUUAUUACGUACUUCGCUCCUCUAAUUUUAAGUAUCAUAUCAGGGAAACAUUAAAAAAAGAGAAGCGAGAAAAGAACUGCAUAUUUUCUUAGUUAAUACAUAAUCGAUACACAAGUCACAAGGUUUUGUACCAAUUCAAACAUUUUGUCAUUCUUAUUCAACGGGCUUCAUCAAUGUUUAUGAAUGAAUGAUUUUUUUAUUUUUAUUUAAUGGGUGAGAUAGGCUUUGUUCCAAUAAGCAUAAUAUUCAUAGGUUUGGUGCUAAUUAUUGUAUUUGAGUUCUAUUUUUGUUGCUCAAUUUGUGUUGGUUUGUGUAAGUACAUUGUUUACUGUUGUUCAAUAUACAAUAAAUAUAUUAUAACGUUUAUAUUUGUCUAUUUUUAUUUUCCUAUCAGUCAGGGUAUUGCUUCUAUGAAUACGGUCAUUAUGAUGUAA
Molecule: messenger RNA, 1518 nt
Organism: Diatraea saccharalis (sugarcane borer)
Lineage: Eukaryota; Metazoa; Arthropoda; Insecta; Lepidoptera; Crambidae
Source: the annotation of a GenBank genome assembly